Messenger RNA from Hemisphaericaspora subhashii, 804 nucleotides. It is a transcript of the gene URA3, whose product is annotated as orotidine-5'-phosphate decarboxylase. The transcript has a single exon. Gene Ontology annotation, molecular function: orotidine-5'-phosphate decarboxylase activity. Gene Ontology annotation, biological process: 'de novo' UMP biosynthetic process; 'de novo' pyrimidine nucleobase biosynthetic process. The record is from RefSeq and is a predicted model, not a curated record. Bases 1 to 804 code for a protein of 267 amino acids. Gene Ontology annotation, cellular component: cytosol. Lineage: Eukaryota; Fungi; Ascomycota; Pichiomycetes; Serinales; Debaryomycetaceae.
AUGGUAAACACAAGGUCAUAUACCGAAAGAGCAGAUGCUCAUCCAUCUCCAGUAGCCAGACGUUUGUUUAACUUAAUGGAAUCCAAGAAAACCAAUUUAUGUGCCUCAAUUGAUGUUAGGACUACCAAUGAAUUCUUAACUUUAAUAGAUAAAUUGGGCCCUUACAUUUGCUUAGUCAAAACUCACAUUGAUAUCAUCGAUGACUUUUCUUAUGACGGUACUAUUGUACCAUUACUAGAAUUGUCAAAAAAGCAUAAUUUCAUGAUUUUUGAAGAUCGUAAAUUUGCUGAUAUUGGAAAUACUGUUAAAUCACAAUAUGUUGGUGGUGUUUACAAAAUAGCUGAAUGGUCCGAUAUCACAAAUGCUCACGGUGUUACUGGUACUGGUGUCGUCCAAGGUUUAAAACAAGGUGCAUUAGAAACCACCGAUCAACCAAGGGGUUUAUUAAUGUUGGCUGAAUUAUCUUCAAAGGGUUCAUUAGCAUAUGGUGAAUAUUCAGAGAAGACUAUCGAAAUUGCUAAAUCAGACAAACAAUUCGUAAUUGGAUUCAUUGCUCAAAGAGAUAUGGGAGGGUUAGACGAAGGGUUUGAUUGGAUUGUCAUGACUCCUGGUGUUGGUUUAGAUGAUAAAGGAGAUGGGUUGGGACAACAAUAUAGAAGCGUCGAUGAAGUUAUAAGCACUGGUACCGAUGUUAUUAUUGUUGGAAGAGGAUUGUUUGGUAAAGGAAGAGAUCCUGAUGUUGAAGGUAAGAGGUAUAGAGAUGCGGGUUGGAAAGCUUAUUUAGAGAAAACUGGUCGUUCGUAA